CAUGGAGUGACGACGGGGAAGAUCGAGGUCUAUAACUUGGCCUUGGAAGUUGCAUGGGGAAGCCUUGCGAGGCUGAUAAAGAUUAUCGGUCAUGGGUUGCCAGAAUCCGAUGUGAGGCGGUACACCGGCGACAUUCUUGAAGGGGUUCGACACCUACACAAGAGUGGGUAUGUUCACUGUGAUUUGAAACCAGAUAAGAUCUUGCUUGUGGAAAAUGAAGAUGAUAGUGCCUAUACCUUGGUAGCCAAAGUGGGUGACUUGGGGUUGGCCAAGAAGGAGGAGGUUCAAGAAAGGUGGAGAGGCACUCCCAUGUUCUUGUCUCCGGAGACUGUCUUGUACAAUGAGCAAGAACAAGCCAGUGAUAUUUGGGCUGUGGGGUGUAUUGUUCUUGAAAUGCUUCCUGGAGAGCGCCCCGGGAAUCAUUUCUACGAUCAUGAGAGCGAUACUCUCUACAUUGUUGAUGGAAUGGAGCCUAAAAUUCCUGAUACGAUCUCGAGUCUUGCUAGGGAGUUUCCAGGGUUUUGCCUAGCCAAGGAAACUCCGGAAAGGUGGACAGCUGAAGAGCUUCUAUCUCAUCCCUUUGUGGCAAAUGUUGUUAGGUACCGAUCUAGUCCUAGUUUAGAAGUUAUGUUAGGGUAA
Messenger RNA from Rosa chinensis, 639 nucleotides. Its product is annotated as mitogen-activated protein kinase kinase kinase 20-like. Gene Ontology annotation, biological process: protein phosphorylation. The record is from RefSeq and is a predicted model, not a curated record. The annotation marks the transcript as partial. Gene Ontology annotation, molecular function: protein kinase activity; ATP binding. Lineage: Eukaryota; Viridiplantae; Streptophyta; Magnoliopsida; Rosales; Rosaceae. The transcript has a single exon.